GGCUGCGAAGGGAACUCGGUGGCGGCGGCGGGGGGCGGCGGCCUUGCGGAGGUGUCAUGGCUGCAGCCGCUGCUGAGCUUAGUCGCUCUAGCCUCGGUGACCGGAGCCUGGAAGCGAACGGCAGCCCCAGUGCCUCCCAGGAGGUGCUGUGUGAAAUCUUCCGUUCCUGCCAUACUCUGGCCACACAACUUAACCUCAAAGAUGAUGUGGUGAAAAUUACAGUCGAUUGGAACAAGCUCCAGGGUCUUUCAGAAAUACAACCUGCUUUGCUCUUUAGUGCACUUGAGCAACACGUCCUGUAUUUACAGCCCUUAUUAGCAAAACUUCAGCCUCUGAUUAAAGAGGAGGCUAUAACUGUUGUUGAAGAGAAAGAAAAAGCAGAAACAGGGAACAAGGAUGAAGUCAAUGCCAGAUUCCCCAUUGAUGGCCUUCAAGAGGAAGAAAAACAUGAAGAUUGUGAUCUAGGAGAUGUGAAAAAAAUCAAGAGCCAUUUUGAUCCAGAAAUAGUCCAAAUAAAGGCUGGAAAAGCAGAAAUUGAAAGACGAAUAUCUGCAUUUAUUGAAAGGAAACAAGCUGAAAUCAAUGAAAAUAAUGUCAGGGAAUUUUGCAAUGUUAUUGAUUGUAACCAAGAAAAUAGUUGUGCAAGGACUGAUGCCGUUUUUACCCCUUACCCUGGAUUUAAAAGUCAUGUAAAAGUUUCUAGAGUUGUGAAUACGUACGGACCCCAGACUAGACCAGAAGGAAAUCAAGGGUCAGCUCACAAAUCUAACAGCCUGCUCCGAGAUUGUGGGAAUCAGGCUGUGGAAGAACGACUACAGAACAUUGAGGCCCAUUUGCGUUUGCAGACAGGUGGUCCAGUGCCAAGGGACAUUUACCAGAGAAUUAAAAAACUUGAGGAUAAAAUUCUUGAAUUGGAAGGCAUCUCUCCUGAGUACUUUCAGUCUCUGAACUUUUCUGGAAAAAGAAGAAAAGUGCAGCCUCCCCAACAGAACUACUCACUGGCUGAACUUGAUGAGAAAAUUAGUGCCCUGAAACAAGCCCUGCUCAGAAAAUCAAGAGAAACAGAAUCCAUGCAGCUUACCACCUUCCAUGAAAAUUGACCCUCCUUUUGUCAUCUUACUUGCUUAUGUGUGUAGUGCGCAUGUAGUGUGAUUCAGUAGACAGCUGCAUCUUUACCUGCAUAGGCGUCCUUCUGAAGUCAAGGAUUCGUUCCGUGUGAGUCCAGUGGUUAUCUUCAAAGAUUCCAGUGAGCUUUGGAAUAAUGCAUUUUAUGAACCUCAUUUUCAGAUUUUACUCCCUUCUGUUUUAAAGGAGGUACUUUGGGAACUGAAAAAAAAUGGUUUGGAAGUUUGUCUUUUUGUGUAAGUUCAGAAAUAUGUCAUCCUUCCCUAGAAAGGAAGAUUCAUUUUCAGUAAUGAAAUUCAGAACUUUAUAUUUGUAGCACCAGUGUUAGUUUAAAUCAGUAUUUUGUACAUAAUUAGGUAAAAUAAAUUUUAAAAGGCUGCAUACAAUUUCUUUUUUUAAUGUCAAUAAACAGUAUAUUGUACCUUUA
Molecule: messenger RNA, 1552 nt
Organism: Suncus etruscus (white-toothed pygmy shrew)
Lineage: Eukaryota; Metazoa; Chordata; Mammalia; Eulipotyphla; Soricidae
Gene: MBIP
Product: MAP3K12 binding inhibitory protein 1
Exons: 9
Coding region: 57-1100 (347 amino acids)
Cellular component (GO): cytosol
Source: RefSeq, a predicted model, not a curated record